AUGGAUUCGAAGAGAUUGUGGUUUUUUAUCAUCGCUAUGUUUUUGACAAGUGGUAGUGAUGCCAUGUCAAGACAACAGCUUAAGAAUUCAGGGAAAAUGUUGAAGAAAAACUGCAUGGGCAAGAAUCAAGUGACCGAAGAUCAGAUUGGAAGUAUAGACAAAGGAAAAUUCAUAGAAGAUAAGAAUGUAAUGUGUUACAUUGCUUGUAUUUUUGAGAUGACUAAUGUUAUAAAAAACAACAGACUGAACUACGAUGCUUCGAUGAAACAAAUCGAUCUGAUGUAUCCUCCUGACGUGAAGGAGUCUGCCAAAGCUGCGGUUAAUAAGUGCAAAGAUGUUCAAAAGAAAUACAAGGACAUCUGCGAGGCUUCGUAUUGGACCGCGAAGUGCAUAUACGAGUUUAAGCCGGAAGAUUUUAUAUUUGCAUAA
Messenger RNA from Trichoplusia ni (cabbage looper), 429 nucleotides. RefSeq names its product general odorant-binding protein 72-like. Gene Ontology annotation, biological process: sensory perception of smell; olfactory behavior. The record is from RefSeq and is a predicted model, not a curated record. Lineage: Eukaryota; Metazoa; Arthropoda; Insecta; Lepidoptera; Noctuidae. The coding region runs from base 1 to 429 and encodes 142 amino acids. Gene Ontology annotation, molecular function: dibutyl phthalate binding; odorant binding. Gene Ontology annotation, cellular component: extracellular region. The transcript is spliced from 5 exons.